Molecule: messenger RNA, 1459 nt
Organism: Sycon ciliatum
Lineage: Eukaryota; Metazoa; Porifera; Calcarea; Leucosolenida; Sycettidae
Product: neuralized-like protein 4
Exons: 4
Coding region: 217-1443 (408 amino acids)
Molecular function (GO): ubiquitin protein ligase activity
Source: RefSeq, a predicted model, not a curated record
CAGAACGAGCGAAAUCACAAUCACUCUAUGAUGCUCUCACUUGCACUCAGCUGCUUUGUCGUGUUGGUUUUGAGUGCAUGUAAUGACUUAUGAGUUGUGUCUGCUUAUCCCAACAAAGGCAACACUGUGUCGCUCAGGAAUGAAAGUCUGGUCUACAAUGGAGAGGAAUAUUUGAAUAUUGCUGUCGUUAACUCGUCUGAAUGACCUCUGUGCGCCAUGGCUUCUUUUUCGUUUGAUCAAACAUGCAUGGGCUCAGAGAUUGUAUUGUCUCGUCGUCGACGAACUGCGAAAAGACGACAUUCUCGCAGCGAGUUUUGCAAUGCGAUUGUUCUCAGCGCCGAGUCUCUUCUUGAUGGGGAGCUGUUCGAGGUGCGUUUGGAAGAGAUGUCUCCUGGCUGGGGCAGCUCUGUAGUCAUUGGAGUGACCGGCGUAGUCGAAGAGGAUGGUUUCAAUGGCGAACUGCCUCCAUCUGCCUGUGAAUUACGCAGGAAAACCGUGCUCGUUUCUGGUAGCAGUGUGCUGGUGGAUGGUGUGGUGGUCAAGGAGAACUUCUGCCCGAGCCUGGACAGCCUGGAGAUGGGUGCUCACGUUGGUGUAGCAGUGGUGGACGAGAACUUACACCUGUACAUCGAUGGAGAGGACCAGGGUGUAGCCUACAUGGACCUACUGGCCUGGAGACCUGUUCGUGGCGUUGUGGAUCUGCAUGGCUGCUGCGUACAGGCGUCUCUGUGUGAUACGCACGCAGCAAGUGUGCUGGCCUACAACUACCCACUGCGAUUGUGCCGCUAUCCGGGCACCGAUAUUCAGAUUGGUGCUGACCGGCGAUCGGCCUCGUUUGAGCCGGCGGAAGCAGUGGGCAGCUUUGCGUUCAGCUUUGCUAACCGAGCGCUGCGCGAGAAUGAGCUCUUCGAAGUGGAGGUGAACUUCCCGGUGCUCCGCGACAUAGGCAGUCAAGUAACGUUAGACAUUGUUAGUCAUUUGCCGUCCGAUUCGCAUCCUCUGCCGGCGGAGGAUGCCAUGCUGUUUGGUCCGUCGACGGAGAACCGAAUAUCUGACACGGAGGAACGCCUCGGCGUGAUCGUGAUGGACGGUGAGGUGUGCCUGCUGCGUAACGGUCUGGUGCGGCGCUGGGAAGCCAGCCGGGCAUUCACGCGCUAUUUUCCUGUGGUGCUGAUUCACAACGGCGCAGCCCGCGUCACCUUGACGGCGCGUGCCGGGGAGCCAUUGCCGACGAGCAUGCGUGCAACGCGCGGAUUUCAACCCGUGCAGGCUCGCUCCGGAGCAGCGGCGGCUGCAGUAGCUGUACCAGUGUAUCCCGCCGUCCCCGUGCCAACACCGUUUCGCCCCUCAGCUGGUAGCGUACCUCCGAUACGUUUUCAUGCUCGCACCGGUCGCUAUGCGUAUCUGUCCCCCGACAGGUGCAGUGCUCACCGUAUAUCGUAAGUUUGUAGCCGUGUGC